Molecule: messenger RNA, 543 nt
Organism: Rasamsonia emersonii CBS 393.64
Lineage: Eukaryota; Fungi; Ascomycota; Eurotiomycetes; Eurotiales; Trichocomaceae
Exons: 1
Source: RefSeq, a predicted model, not a curated record
AUCCCGCCGGAAGUGUGCCUGAUUCCUGCCUAUCCGGGGCAGUUGGUGCCUGGGCGGGCCGCGAACGGGCCAACCGCCGAUCUCUUGCCCGGCAGGACAUGGAGCCAGAUCGGCUGCCAGUCUGGCAGGAGUCUGCAACGGGUAAUACUAAUGAUGAUCUUCAUGUGCUGCAUUCUGAAUAAUCAUAUUCUGAAUAAUAGUAUCAUUAUACGCAAUCAUCUACUACGAGGUAGGGGUAGGAGCUCUAGCACGCAAACAGCUGCUCCUGGCGACCGCUCGAGAAUCGUGCUGGCAAGGACCCGACUGCAGGCUGGCUGCGACCGCCGUCGAAGCCACAAGCUUGGCCUCAUUUCCGCUCCAGCCCGCCGGUGGCAUUGUGGCGCGGCAUGGCGCGGCAUGGCUUGCCCCUGCGUGCCAGCCACUCCCCUCCGCCGUCCAGCCGGAGCCUGCUUAGCUCGCCCUGCGCCCCUGGGUGGCCCGCCUAAUCUCACCGCGGAAUGCCCGGCGGUUCCACGGGCCCGGAACAAUCGCCAUUUAAAGUAG